AAUCAAAUAACAAAAUCAAAUAACAAAAUCAAAUAACAUCUACAUUCUACAAUGAACACUUUAACGAAAAGACUUUGGAAAUGUAUUUCUUAUUGCUUUCCAUUUCGUAAAAAGAAACCUAAUGACAAUGCUGUUGAAGAAAUUGAGAUCAAACAGGAAUCACUAGAAAAACAACAUAUUGAAGCUAAUAGUGAAAGAGAAACGAGUUAUGAAGUUAAUAGCGAAAGAGAAACAACUAUUGAAGCUAAUAGUGAAAGAGAAACGAGUAAUGAAGUUAAUAGCGAAAGAGAAACAAUUAUUGAAGCUAAUAGUGAAAUAGAAACGAGUAAUGAAGUUAAUAGCGAAAGAGAAACAACUAUUGAAGCUAACAGGAAAAGAGAAACUGUUAUUAAAGCUAAUAGGAAAAGAGAAAAUAGUAAUGAAGUUAAUAGGAAAAGAGAAACAACUAUUGAAGCUAAUAGGAAAAGAGAAACAACUAUUGAAGCUAAUAGGAAAAGAGAAACUAGUAAUGAAGUUAAUAGGAAAAGAAAAACAACUAUUAAAGCUCAUAGGAAAAGAGAAACAACUAUUAAAGCUCAUAGGAAAAGAGAAACAACUAUUGAAGCUCAUAGGAAAAGAGAAACUAGUAAUGAAGUUAAUAGGAAAAGAGAAACAACUAUUAAAGCUCAUAGGAAAAGAGAAACAACUAUUGAAGCUAAUAGGAAAAGAGAAACUAGUAAUGAAGUUAAUAGGAAAAGAAAAACAACUAUUAAAGCUCAUAGGAAAAGAGAAACAACUAUUAAAGCUCAUAGGAAAAGAGAAACAACUAUUGAAGCUAAUAGGAAAAGAGAAACUAGUAAUGAAGUUAAUAGGAAAAGAGAAACUACUACUAAAGCUCAUAGGAAAAGAAAGGCGGCUAAUAAAUCUAAUAGCACAAGAAAAACUGCUAAGAAGCCAAAUGUUUCACCUGAACGGGAUAAAUUGUACUGUGACGAAUGUGUAUCCAGACAGAAGAGAUGCUUCAAAGACCAGGUUAAAACAGCAGUUGCGAAAAAGAACGUUUUCUGGACUGACUUUAAAGGAUCCACUGACUUCGAGAGAGGCCUAUUGAGUAGAGGAUGGGUGAAGAAAAUUGCCCCCACCUUCAAUGCUGGCCCCAUGGAAACUAUAUUUUGUGACCCAACAUAUGGACAUAAGAUUAUAAGUCUUUAUGACAUACAACCCAAGCUCAUCGUGUCACGCUAUAGAAUUGAACUCCAUCUUCUGAAAGAGGAUCAGAUAACCAAUCACUUUUACAGUGUGCACUUCACAAGCAAGAUUGGUCUGUGCAAAGUAUUAAGGCAAUGGUGUUUGUCGUGUGAUGCAAAUCCACACACUUUCUUCCCUCGUUGCUACAUGUUUAGUGAGAAAAAUGAAAAACAAGCAUUCAUUGAUGACUUUACCAUGACUGCAGCUUGUGGUAUCCUAAAAUGGGUUUUGAGAACCAAUGGAAAGUCUUUGCAAGAUGAAGUUAUUCCCAGCCGGAAAGAAAAGGAAGAAAAAAUGGCUAUUUGCAUGUCAGAUGCUAAAAUAAACAAUCAUGGCCCUGCAAGAAUUGUUCCAGAAAAUAUUAUAGUAACAGCCCUUGUGGCUUGCCAGUUUCAUCUGUACGACUUGACACAUGAGGAUGAAGACAACUUAAUAUGUGCCGGGAUAGUUGAUAAAAAACAUUUCAUAAGUGACUACUAUCAGGUUAUGCAUCAUGGUGCGCACAUACAGAAUUCAGACAAGUAUGUUGAUUACUGCCACCAAUUGUUAUGUAAGCUGAGAAGAGUGAACCCACAGCUAGAUAUAGAUGGAGAAAAAAACAUCUGGAUUUUAAAACCAAGAGCUCUAUCUAGAGGAAGAGGGAUACAUUGCAGAAAUGAUCUGAAAGACAUAUGUUCCUUGGGAAGGAAAUGGGUGGUUCAAAAGUACAUAGAGAGACCACUUCUUGUAUAUGGAACCAAAAUUGAUCUCCGUCAGCAUUUCCUCAUAACGGACUGGUACCCCUUAACUAUCUGGUUCUAUAAGCACAGUUUCAUCCGAUUCUCAUCUCAGCCCUUCACGCUGGAGAGAUUAGAUACCGCCAUCCAUGUAUGUAAUAACAGCAUACAGAGAAAAUUAAAGAAUGCACCAAAUCGUCACCCCAACCUGCCUGAAGAAAACAUGUGGCACAGUGACGAAUUCAAAGAGUAUCUUUGUACAAUCGGAAAAGAGCAAGUCUGGGAUUCAAUCAUUAUACCAGGGAUGAAGAAAGCUCUCAUUCAAACAAUGAGGGCCGCUCAGGAAAAUGUGAAGUACAAGAAAAACAGUUUUGACCUUUUUGGUGCAGAUUUUAUGUUUGGAGAAAACUUCCAGCCCUGGCUCCUUGAGAUCAAUCUCAAACCUGACAUACAAAAAGACACAUCAGUAAUGGAGAAAAUUGUUCCACCAAUGGUAGAGGACAUUCUACGUGUGGUGAUUGAUUACAAGGAUCACCGUAACUGUAAUGUGGGAGGAUUUGAACUUAUAUAUAAACAGUAGAGACAGUAAAGAACACCGAUUCCUGGGAGUCCACAUCUCUGAUGACCUCACCUAGACCACCAACACUGCCUUCAUUACCAAAAAGGCUCAGCAGCGUCUUCACUUCCUAAGACGACUGAAACGGGCCAGCCUUCCGCCUCCCACCCUCACAGUGUUCUACAGGGG
Xenopus laevis (African clawed frog) is the source of this 2688-nucleotide messenger RNA. Its product is annotated as tubulin monoglycylase TTLL3-like. The coding region runs from base 52 to 2523 and encodes 823 amino acids. Lineage: Eukaryota; Metazoa; Chordata; Amphibia; Anura; Pipidae. The transcript has 14 exons. The record is from RefSeq and is a predicted model, not a curated record.